This is a messenger RNA of Penicillium pulvis, 927 nucleotides long. Its product is annotated as short-chain dehydrogenases/reductase. Lineage: Eukaryota; Fungi; Ascomycota; Eurotiomycetes; Eurotiales; Aspergillaceae. The record is from RefSeq and is a predicted model, not a curated record. Gene Ontology annotation, biological process: secondary metabolic process. The coding region runs from base 1 to 927 and encodes 308 amino acids. The transcript is spliced from 2 exons.
AUGGCUCAAACACUUACCCAGAUCCGUAACUGGAAUGCGACCUUGAAGACUGCCCGCCCUAAUAUGGUGGCGCUCUUCGUUGGAGGUACUGGCGGUAUCGGAAGAAGCACCGCCGUUAAGCUGGCUGCUGCUGUCGCUACCCCAACCAUUUACAUUGUUGGUCGCAAUGAGAAGGAAGGUGCUGAGGUUAUGCAGGAGUUGAAGUCCGCCAACAACAAUGGCACUUACUCUUUCCUCUCUGCGGAUGCAUCCCACCUACGCGAAGUAGAUGCCGUGUGCCAGAAGCUCAAGCCGGAGUUGUCAUCUCUGGAUCUCCUUUUUAUGACUAUUGGAGGACUUUCAUUCAGCAAAAUUGAGGGUGAUAACAACAUCGAUGUCAAUCACAUUCUCCGCUACUACAGCCGUAUGCGAUUCAUCCAAAAUCUUACUCCCGCCCUCGAGGCAUCUAAAUCCCCACGCGUUGUUAGCAUCCUCGGUGGUGGCAAGGAGAUCAAGAUUGAGGAGGACAACCUCGACCUUAAGAAGAGCUGGUCUUUCACUGGAGGUGCUGGCUACGCCUCAAGUAUGGUUUCAGUUGCACACGAGAAACUUGCAUCGGAGAACCCUUCCAUCAGCUUCAUCCACGGCUUCCCAGGUGUUGUGUCGACACCACUGUUCAAGAAGUUCUUGGGACCUAUUUUCGGUUCGAUCGUGGGAUUCCUGAGCACACCCCUGUCCAUGUCUGCUUCUGAGAGUGGAGAGUGGCACAUAUACCUCUCUACUGCUGAGCAGUUCAAGUCUAAGGAUGCUUCCGGUAACGGCUCUUAUAUUCUAAACUACGAUGGAAAGGAUCUUACCAACGAGGCGAUCAUGACUGAGCUUCGGGAGAAGGAUUUCCCGACCAUUGUUUGGAAGCACACCCUGGAUACUUUUGAGAAGCUUGCUUAG